GAGCUGGUAGUGGCUCGUAUUUUGCAACCUUCUUUGCCUCGAUUUCGAUAGCAUACUAGCUGAUCCUUUACUCAUCUCCUCAAGGUAUUAACACUCCGCAUUGUAAUAUCAAUCUGGUUGUGUUUCAGUUACUGACUCUGUCGCACCCUUUAGCUUAUCCAAGAUGGCCAGAGGAGACACAUCACGAUCUCCAGGGGCCAAGCGGGCUAAAAUUGAAACUAAGUCUUUGAAGGCCCCCCCGCGUGCUGCAGGGGCGGUAAAAGCAAGCCACGGGGUUCUUUCAUCCGCCGAUGCCCUCGGCACCUCCAGCAACAAUCAGCAGCCGGCGUCCACCGGGGCAGCGGCACCGUCGUUGCAAACUAGCAAUUCCUGCGCCCUUCUCCCCCCUAUGUCUAUUAGCAACACAUCGGCGCUGGAGUCGCUGGCGGGCUCUCUGAACCCGGACCUGAUUCCGGAAUUGCUACCGGAAAAAUUGCUGCAGGAGGACGACGUGUCGUGCCUUGGCACCGAGCCCGGGGAUCUGCUCGCAGCUUGCGGGGCCGCCGCAGUUCAGCGUUUUCCGGCUAACGAGAAGAUUGUGCUCCCCGUUCCGCGGACUACCGAGGAAAAAGCGCGAGUCUACCACAGCUUCUCAAAGCAGGUGCAGUUUGGGAAGUACAGCACGUACCGGGUGGCACAAGUGCAUCCCCCGAUCGUCUUCGACCACGGAGGAGCAGCGGUAAAGGAGGUGAUCUUCAAGUCGCCGGUGUUGUCGACCGCGCAGCGCGACAAAACCUGGCCCCAGCGCAAACCGCUGGUCGAGCUCCAACUGCUGGCCUCGCUCGCCUUACACAAGCCCGCUGGCCUGCUGGCGCCUUUACACAUGUUCUUCGAUGGCCCGCGGAUGGACACGGUCUUCGCUGUUUUUCCGCGGCUUCAGAGCUUCGCGGCAAGGCAGUUGACCGAGGAACAGACGAAGGCCUUCAUCCGGCCAAUCGCGAACCAGGUGGCGAAUGGGUUGCAUGUGCUCCAUAUCAAAUGUAAAAGUGUCUGGGUCUGGAGACUUGUGAUGCUGUGCGCCGUAUCAUGAGGAGGCGACAAUUGCUGGCUCAGCAUGACAAGUUUGUGAGCUUCUAGAUGUUGCCUAUUCUGCGUGACAAACUACGUCUCUGCAUGACAGAAAAGUGGGGCUCUUUGGUAAUGUGCAUGACAGAUUUAAGAGUCAUGCCAGACAGGCAUGACAAACUUGGAUUCUUCCAGACGCAGACAUUUUUACAUUUGAUACUCCAUGUGAAUGAUGUCUAUCACAGGGACAUCACGGAAGAUACCCUGCUCCAUCUGUUCACAGACGGCGGCAAAGGCAUCCGGGUGCAGAUCGGGGAGUUUUCGUGUGCUUCAGAUGACAACCCGCCGACGCAAGAGCACUCGUUCCUGCCGGAACUUGUGAACUUCGAACAGAUAUCGCGUGCAAAUAUGCCCGAGCCUGGAAGAUUGCCAGGCUUGUCAUGCAAGUUGUGUGUGGCCCAUGAUGUUUGUAAUGCAUGACCUAGCGUAAGCGUCGCCGGCUUCUGUUUCUUGGAGGGCAUCCUGAUGCGUAAGUACUUAUUCGCUCCGCAUGGAUGACAAAUCAAUGCCCUCGCUUCCCGCGUAGCACAGACUGGACUCCUCUUCCUGGUCACGCCAUGAAAGUUUUUUUAUGAUCCGAAGAAAGCACGACAAUUUGCAACCUUCCAGACCCAGGCAUAAGCAUUUGCAUUUGAUAGCAAAUCGACCACCAUUUCGACGUCCUGGGCAAACCCGGGGUGUUCAGCAAGAAGAAGGAAAACCGCGGGAGGCGGUUGUCGGACUACAUUCGGACGAUGCUCAAGAUGCCGUCGCCGGAGGAGCAGAACGCGGCGCGGGAACUGCGCGAAAAGACGUUGAACCCAAUUACGCGGCUCGGGACCUACAAGGCCCGCAUCUUGGAGCAGCCCGAUCCGGUUCGGUUCGGCAAGCAGGUGGACAUCGGCAUGCUCGCGGUUUUUUUAGUGGAUCUGAUGAACAAGGGAGCAGACGAAAGUAAAAGGAUCCUGGACCGCCCCGCCGAUGGGAGUAUGUUGAAGGCCUCCUCCUCAAGCUCAACGACGACCUCCGAAACCCCCUGCGGCACGGCGCGGUUCAUCGGAUCUUUCGGGCAGGAGCUGCAGUCCGCCGGGCUGCACAUGCUGGUUACGGAGGCGGGAAACCACCCCUCUACCGCGGACAAGAAACCCACCCGGGUCGCGAAACAGGCACAGCCCGGGUGCAUGGGUUUCUGCGACAUUCCGCUGGAGUUCGAGGAAGCGCCGAUUGAUGCGACUUUCGGGUUCAAAACGCAGUUUCUUCCUCCUGCCCUCCACGCGCAGCACGACGAGCUGCGGAAGCUGGCCAGUAAAUGGCGGAAAAUCCUGGAACACUACGGCGAUUUUGGGCGGAAAAUCGUGUUUUCCAUGCUAAUAUGCAAAGCAGAAGUUGUACAUGUAUUGCGCGCACACCUGAUGAAGCAAGCACCACUGGGCCAACUGCAACUACUGAUGCUGGAGGCUGGUUUUCUUGUUGGAGGAGGUUUUAACGCUUCUUGGCCUUGGGCCGCGUUUCUUGAGGUCCGUGUGUCUUGCUCGUGGCGCUUCGCGUUUGUGUGCAAUACCUUAUUUGCAUUGCAUAAUCAAGAUUCUGCCCUGAGGACCGGCCGACGAUCACGGAGUUAAUGGCGUUGCUGAAUGUACCGGUUCCGGAAGUCGUUUGCACGUAUAAAUAUAACUCUCUCACAACUAUUUUGGUUUUACUGCUGUGGAUCAUAAAUAAUUCUGCUUCAAGGAAAGGCAUAAGCUAUCCUCGGACCGCAGAAGCGCGCCGAUUUGUUCCGUUGCUUCGUAUUAGAUACAAACAAAGUUUUGAAAACAAAAAAUGUCCAGGUGGGCGACCCAUGAUGACACACGCCUUUCUGUAAGCUUGCGAAAACAAAGAACCUGCAGAAGCUUUUUUCUUUUCGUUCCACAGAUCGGCACUGUGCUAUGAGAUCGCAUUUCCAAAGCUCGAUUUGAUAUUGGUCUGCGAUAAAAGUAAAAUUUUAAAAUUUCGCGGAUUUGGGCGCUUUACCAGGCAACCCCGCACACCAAAUCUUUUCUGCGGUCAUCCGCCUGGGCUCGGUUGCGGAAAACCAUCAUUCAAGCAUUUCUUGGCAUCUGCUUUUCUUUUGCGAUCUCCUCAGCAGAGGACCUGCCUGUAGGCUUUGUGUAUCUAUACCGUUGUAAACCGACGUAGUUUAUUAUGCUCCUGCUUGAAGGGAAAAAAGAAAAACACUUUGAAAUUUCGCGGAUACGUCCGCGAAAUUGAUCGACUUUGCUUCUAUACGCUUUUUACUGGGAAGAUGGGACCCCCAUGCAUGGCGCGCAGUACCCAGCGGUGCUUGGUUGUAGGGGUCCUGCCUUUUGUUCUCGUACAACCGGUCUGCGCUUGUAGGAUCUUGCUGGACUUCAUAUGGCAAUCUACGACGAAUUUAAAUACAAGCCAAAUAAAGCAAAACAUAUGGAGAAGGGAAUAAAGUAUAUGAUAAGUAGACAAAUAAGAGCCAACUAUGUUAUUCUUAUCUUCGAACUGAAAACCCGAAACUCAAAUCAGGUUAUUUCCGAAAGGGUUCGAGGAAAGGGUUUUAAACAAGAAUUAUCUGCUGCGCGAAGACGAAGCCGGGUUCAAGUUGGAGCGUGAACAGAUUAUCCCGUAUGUAUUGCAUGGCAGUCAUCAAACGUGGCACCACACAGCGCACAUCAAAUACAAUUAUACAAUUAUAAAACGAAGUUCAGCAUCCUACUAGUUUGUAAUGCAUGGAUGUGUAUGCUCUUGCUGUGCUUGGUGCAGCUGCUUUCGGUUGCUUUUUGUUUUUUGUCGGUGGGACGAGAUAGAUACCAUACAUUGUUUUUGUUUCAGUGCUGGAUCUCGUCGAGCUGGCGAGAAGAGCAUGGAAAAAUACGCAGCAGACUCAUGCGGGAUCUGCAGGUGGAGGAUGGUCCGGUGCUACCGAAGAUGAGCUAAAAUUUUUGCACUGCAUACGACUGUUGGCGACGCAGAAGGCCGUCUUGCGAGACAUGCUGAACCCGUCCGAGGAGGUGAAGUCGGGGCGAAGACAGGCCAUCCGGGAGAUGAAGGUUGUGUACUGCACCGCGGCACGUGACGCCGGUAUGAAAGUGCACGACAACUCCCCCUCUACCUCGUUUGUUAUGCAAAAAAAUAUGUACCAAUACCAUAACUAUUACCAACACAAUCACAAACUUUAUCCUUCCUUCUUGCCUUCCAGAACUCGGGGCAUGGUCGGAUCAUCGAUUUGUCGCUACAUUUAUGAUUUGUACGUAGUACUAGUGGGCCCUCCGCUUCUGUUGCUGCUCAUCCUGAUGCCGCUCAAAUGCGCUGGGGUCGGAAGAGUUUUGUCCACUUUCACACCACGAGUGGAUCAAUUUGAGAAGAUAUUGAAAGUCACGGAGCUUUUAUUCAAGAGAAAAACAUUGAUGGUGCAAAGUGGUGUUUGUUGGGCAUAGGCUAAUCAUGGCAGUACUAUGAAUAUAAACCUGUCUGGCAACAUAACAGCAGAAACUUGCCAUGCGCAGAUAGUAAUUGAAACCACGUGAGAGAGAAGCUAGUUGUACUGGUCAAUUAUGACGAUUUUGCAAUAUCGCGAGCAAGAAGACAAAGUUACACUAACAAUGUUUUUUCCUUGGAUGGCUUUACAAUUCCGACGAACCGGUUUUCGGCGCCGAGUUACAAAAGAACGACAUGAUCAAGCUGCUUGAGGUAAGUAUUUUCUGUACCGAAUCCACCGUGUAUCUGUAUUCCUAUUUCUUCUAGAGUAAAACGCAAUGUUUUUGAUGUGUAAGUUAGUAGACAUAGACAACCUCCAAAAAUGACAGUGAGGAGAUCGAAGUUUGUAGGUCUCUUGAUUGUUUUUACCAAUGACUCCCACACACCUCCGCUGUGACAGGCGAUCGUUAAGCCGGAGAACAACGCUUCAUCGCCCCGCAAGAAGGUGUCCGGCAAACCGGGGUCCUCGAGUCCGCAGAAGACCGGGGCGGAUCACAAGGAACAGCACCAGACGCUGUUUAAGUACGAAAUCGACCCGAAGACAAUUACGCUGUAUGAGGCUGCACAACUCCCCAUCCGAACUCUCAUCUGUGAGCAUGCAAAUGUCGAUGAAUUCCAUUUCAAGAAUUCUCGUCUUCAUUUUUUUCGCUGUGAUAUAAAUGACCAAGCACACGCGUCACUGUGAUUAUUUGCAGCUGCGAUAAUAUUUAUUGCACGAGCACGAGGGACAAAUUUUUCUUAUGAACACUCACAAGGAACAGGAAAUUUGCCGCUCUAGCACUACAACGAAGUACGCGUUCUGCAAUUUUCAUGAUUGCAGUGAUCAUCUACUUCCAGCUACCUUUAUUAUUCAAAAGAUACUUACUUACUUACGCGGAUGAGAUGGGGAAGCUGUCCAAAUGGAUACCGCAGACAAUGGUGAAACCAAAGCGUUGUACGGAUACGUCGUCACGGAACACGAGAUCGUUCGCUUCGCCAAGUCACGGGCGAAUAUCAACGCGAGCAAGGCGUUUCUGCAACAGGCCGUCAGCAGCGGAACGUUCGAGAAGUACGUCGGAAAGCAAGCCGCUGGCGUCAGAGCACCUACAAUGACGACGUUUUUCAAAAUCAACUUGCCUCGCGAGUUUACCGGAAUGAGAGAUCUGGCGGACAGGGAGAGGCAGCACACGUCAAUCUGAUUCUCACUUCUUCACUCGGGGUUUAGUCGAAAAGGAAAAAUGUAGAGUUUGCAAUGCAUAUGCAGCUUUUGCAAAGAUUUGCUGAUGAAGAUGUUACUUAGAGUUAGAAAUGUUGAAUCAAGAAGCUGCAUCCGUGGGUGCUACAAGACCGAAGUCUACUUCUACGGGAUUUAAACCUUUGUAUACAAUUCGAUUUCCAUGAAAAACAAAUAGCACAGCCACAGAGACAGACUCUCGCAGAUAUUGAUAAUAUGAUCGAUGCGUUUAUUUUUUGCUGGGAUGCUUUUGACGCUAGGGUUAGGGGCAUGCAGCUGAAAAGACCCGUGCAGUAUUAUUGUACAAGAUUGAUAGAGAGCUUGUUCUCCUUGUUGAAUACGCUCGAGUGUAUUCUCCUGCUCAAAAAUCUUCUAUAUAUGGCUUCAAUUUUAAUACUGCUUUAAAGAUGUUAAGACUACGGUUUAUUUAAAACUUCAUUGAUGCCCGCAGCUGUUGUGGCAGUUGUGUGUUAGCAAUGAGACUGUACUUCUCUUGAAGAUCAAGAUGGAUCUCUCGUGAAGAAUUUUGGGACGAAGAUCCUGAUGAUGUAGCUGCAUGCUUACUUCAUCUUUGAUUGAAGUAGAAUCGGCUGCGCGAUCGUGUCCCUAUCGAACCAACUUUAUCUACCAUUUCAAAGAAAAAAGAAAAACCUUGUUAUGUUUCCAGUACCUUGUUUCAGACCACACACUUUAUCGAAAAGCACUUGCAGACUACAAACUUUAACAAAAUAAAGCAAUUAGAAUUAUGAGAAUGUAUCUAGAACGCCACCACGUGCGGUACCGCCGCCACUGGACUUCAGCUUGCGCUCAGCUCUUGAAGUCGUGCAGCUUGAACUUACCUCCUCUAAUUUUACCCCUCUACUGGCUGCGUGAUAUGUCGGAUUGAAAAACUUGCAGACCUGAACUUUUGCUUUGACUUUUGCAUUCAAUUGUAGUUUAGAAGUUUGCUCCAUCAGGAAGAUCAAGAUGAGAACGAGAAGGCGCAGGAUCAUGGUCGUAACCGUGAAUGAUGUGACGCGCAGAACUCGAAGUAAGGGACUCCCUGAGUAUUACGUGUCGUGGGCAAACCUACUCCCACUUGAUAUUAUGGGAUCCCCUGGCUCCGCACCAGUUUUGCUAGAGUGGGCAACCG
Amoebophrya sp. A120 is the source of this 6914-nucleotide messenger RNA. The record is from the annotation of a GenBank genome assembly. NCBI's taxonomy places the organism in Eukaryota, Dinophyceae, Syndiniales, Amoebophryaceae.